AUGAGAUGGUAUCUUCUGAUUGACUUCCAUGGUGUUAUUAGGUUUCACUCAAACACUUUGGAUCUCUUUUUAUGUAUGUUGGCCAUGAGGGUGGAGCCUAUGCAAAGAACAGCUUUGGGAAUGUGUGAGCUUGCACAUACAUUGCGGUUUUUGGCAUCAGUUGUAUCUCAAAGCUUCUUGGCCUUUGGUGACAUCUUGGAGCUGCAUAGAAAGUUCAUCGAACUGUCUGGUGGUGUUAAUUGGAUUUUUGAACUUGAGGAACUUCUUGAUGUGCACAAUCUGGUUAGUGUUUUAUCUAAUCUUUUAGGUUGUUCCUUAUUUACUAAUAAUCUGAUGGAAAUUGCAGAUGAAAAUGCUGGUGCUUCAUCAAAGUCCAAUGAGGAAUCUGAGGAUGUUAUCUCUCUUUUGGAGGUUGAUAUUAUCAUUCCAAUGAGGAAUCUGAGGAUGUUAUCUCUCUUUUGGAGGUUGAUUUGUUGUUCAUCAAGUUGGUUGGCCGAUGUUCCUUUACUCAUGAGAUGGUAUCUUCUGAUUGACUUCCAUGGUGUUAUUAGGUUUCACUCAAACACUUUGGAUCUCUUUUUAUGUAUGUUGGCCAUGAGGGUGGAGCCUAUGCAAAGAACAGCUUUGGGAAUGUGUGAGCUUGCACAUACAUUGCGGUUUUUGGCAUCAGUUGUAUCUCAAAGCUUCUGGCCUUUGGUGACAUCUUGGAGCUGCAUAGAAAGUUCAUCGAACUGUCUGGUGGUGUUAAUUGGAUUUUUGAACUUGAGGAACUUCUUGAUGCUGCACAAUCUGGUUAGUGUUUUAUCUAAUCUUUUAGGUUGUUCCUUAUUUACUAAUAAUCUGAUGGAAAUUGCAGAUGAAAAUGCUGGUGCUUCAUCAAAGUCCAAUGAGGAAUCUGAGGAUGUUAUCUCUCUUUUGGAGGUUGAUAUUAUCAUUCCAAUGAGGAAUCUGAGGAUGUUAUCUCUCUUUUGGAGGUUGAUUUGUUGUUCAUCAAGUUGGUUGAUGUCUAUGCUAUAUAAUGAUUGGUUUUCCACUUUUCAUGGUGGAAGUGGACAGAGGGUUUCUCUUUCGCAUCAGGUUCUUUUAUCUUUUAUCCCCCGCUUUAGUAGCCAUCUUUGGAAAGCCCUUGUUCUCAAAACAAAACAGGAUAUGGACAUGCAAGAUAGAGAACUAGUAAAUGACUGGCUCAUGAUCAUAGUUUACAAAGAACGUGGUUUUGGAUGA
This is a messenger RNA of Lactuca saligna, 1224 nucleotides long. Lineage: Eukaryota; Viridiplantae; Streptophyta; Magnoliopsida; Asterales; Asteraceae. The record is from the annotation of a GenBank genome assembly.